Molecule: messenger RNA, 1407 nt
Organism: Podospora anserina S mat+
Lineage: Eukaryota; Fungi; Ascomycota; Sordariomycetes; Sordariales; Podosporaceae
Exons: 3
Biological process (GO): proteolysis
Molecular function (GO): cysteine-type endopeptidase activity
Source: RefSeq, a predicted model, not a curated record
CUGUCUCUGUCCCUUUCCCGUUCGUUCCCCUCGUUGAAGUAUCUCCAAGAACAAAACAUGUCGUACGGAGGUUAUCCCGGCCAAGGUUACGGUCCCAGCGGAGGCGGCGGCGGCGGAUAUCAGCAAAGUCCCGCUCCUCAGGGUUAUGGACAGUAUCCCCCUCCUCAACAAGGUUACGGCCAGCCGCCUCCUCAACACCACCAGCAAGGCUACGGCCAGCCUCCUCCUCAGCACGGCGGAUAUCAGCAAGGCGGGUACCAGCAGGGAGGAUAUCAGCAAGGAGGCUACCAGCAGCAGCACGGCGGAUACCAGCCGCCUCAGCAGCAACAAUACUACCAACCUCCUCAGCAUCCUCCCCCGCCGCAUCUCGAUUCCUACGGCUACCCAACUGCCGGUGGUGGAUAUGGCGGACACCGUGGGCAGUCGACGCGGGCCGGCCCGCCGCCUCCUUCGGGCCACCAAGAGUUCGGCCACGGAGCCCCCGCCGGCUAUACCUUCCAGUACUCCAACUGCACAGGAAAGAGGCGUGCGCUCUUGAUCGGUAUCAACUAUUUCGGCCAGGAAGGCGAAUUGCGCGGCUGCAUCAACGACACCAAGAACCUUUCUCAAUACUUGAUCGAGAACCAUGGGUACAAGCGCGAGGAUAUGGUCAUCUUGACCGACGACCAGACCAACCCCGUGAUGCAACCGACCAAGCAAAACAUCAUCAACGCCAUGGGCUGGCUCGUGGCGAAUGCCCAGCCCAACGAUGCGCUCUUCCUGCACUUCUCUGGCCACGGCGGUCAAACCGAGGACCAUGAUGGCGACGAGGAGGAUGGACACGAUGAGGUUAUUUACCCUGUCGACUUCAAGGAGAACGGCCAUAUUGUGGACGACGAGAUCCACUUCCACGUUGUGAAGCCCCUGGUCGAAGGUGUCCGGCUGACGGCCAUUUUCGACUCGUGCCACUCUGGCUCUGUACUUGAUCUUCCCUAUGUCUACAACACCAAGGGUCUUCUCAAGGAGCCCAACCUGGCCAAGGAAGCCGGCGCGGGCUUGCUGUCGGCGGUGGGUGCGUAUGCCCGUGGCGACAUGGCGUCCGUGGCCACCAGCAUAUUCGGUCUCGCAAAGAGUGCCUUCAAGGGCAACGACGCCUAUGAGCACACCAAGCGCACCAAGACCUCACCCGCCGAUGUUAUCAUGUGGAGCGGCAGCAAGGACGAUCAGACCUCGGCCGAUGCCACCAUCAACUCUCAAGCCACGGGUGCCAUGUCCCAUGCCUUCAUCUCUGCUCUCAAGGCCAACCCCCAGCAGAGCUAUGUCGAACUUUUGAACAACAUUCGCGAUAUCCUUGAGCGGGACUACUCGCAAAAGCCCCAGCUCUCGUGCAGUCACCCUCUGGAUACCAGCCUUCUGUUUGUCAUGUAA